AUUACCUGCUAUUGGUCGUGGAAAGUUGAAUUUGAGAAAACUGAGAAUGUAAAUGCGGCUAUUGCCUAUUACCGUAUAAUUCUAACUUUUUUGAUUAUUAUACCUGUGUUAUGUUAUUGAUUUUCUAUAACUAACUCAACAGUAUAAUUAAUAAUGUAAUCAUGUAACCAGUCUACGGAUGUUUUAAUAAUACUUACGGUGUAGGUGCUUUGUUUCAAAGUUAAUACAAGAAUUUGCCGUCUUUAAUAUCUAAACAUAAUGGAACGAGAUCCCAAUAAAAGGAAAGUGAAGCCACCAUCUAAUCCAGAACUUGUCAAUUUAGAUGACAUAGCCGGUGAAAGUUCGUCAGAUAGUGAUUUUCGAAUAGAAGAUCAUGUCAUUGGUUCAGAUUCUGACAUUGGGUCUUAUUUUACUGAUGGUGAAGAUGAUGACGAUGAUGAUGAUGAUGAUAAUGAUGAAGAAGAAGAAGAUGAAAAUGAAAAUGAAAAUGUUGACAACAAUAUUUCAGCAGCAGACGCUUCAACUGAAGUGACAACCAUUCAGUUUAAUUCCAAAAAAGUAAAUUUAAAAGAAAUAGUGGAUAAAAUUCAUAUUUGCAGCAUUUGCUUGGGUGACGCUAGCGAUGCAGUUAAUGAAUUAAUAGACUGUGAUGAGUGUGGUAUCUCAGUACAUGAAGGUUGUUAUGGUGUGCAUGACACCGGAAGUGUAAGCUCAUCAGUUUCUUCUUGUUCUAUGGAACCUUGGUUUUGUGAAGCAUGUAAGGCCGGUGUUGAAAACCCUACAUGUGAACUAUGCCCUAAUUUUGGUGGUAUCUUUAAGGAGACAGACUGUGGAAAAUGGGUACACUUGGUUUGUGCUUUGUAUGUACAAGGCAUAACAUUUGGUGAAGUUACGAGCCUUAAUAGAGUUAUAUUGUUUCCAAAUACUUCCCCACGUUGGGGUGCUAAAAGUUGUAUUUUAUGUAAAGACAUGAGGUUCAUGUGCACUGGAGUGACGAUUGCAUGCGAUGCUGGAUUAUGUAGAUCAAAUUUCCACGUUACUUGCGCUCAACGUGAGGGCUUCUUGUCAGAAGCCACAAGUCCGGACACUGAUCAGUCGGAUCCAUUCUAUGCUCAUUGUAAACUGCAUGUGGACAAGCUUAUUGCAAAAAAAAGAAAAAGAAAUUGGGAAGCUUUACAGUUGAGAACUAGACAAAUGAAAAUUUUAAGAGAAGAACAAGCAAUUGAAAAAUCUGGAACAUGGCAACGUAAUCAACGAAGACUUGAGAAAUUACGUUCUAAAUAUUAUCAAUCAAAAAAUGUUAACAACCCAGAAUUAACAUUAAAGUCCAGAGUUCCUCGUUCUAUAACGACAUCAGCUUCAGCAUGCCGAGCUCUUUGGUUAAAAGCUAGUUUGAUGGGAGUGAAUUUAUCUUCUUAUGAAGCGAUUGAAGGUCAUAUAAAGGCCCUUCGUGAUGUUCCAAAAAAAUGGCAUAUACCACCUACUUUUAGUUUGGAAUUUGUAAGUUAUUUUUUGGAUAGAAAUCUAAGAUUGACAGAAUUGAAAAAACAGUUAAAGUAUUUCACCGAACAAAACAUAAAACUUCAUAACGAACAAUCAGUUGUUCAAGAAAAAUAUAAUCAAGUGUCCGAGCUUAAUGAAAAACAAAAACAAAAACAUUUAGAACUUAAAAAUUGCAUUUCAGCCUACCAUAAUGUUAUACUUUUUGGUGAUCCUAAUGCCAAAUUACCUAAUAUGGAUGUGCUUGUUGUAAACGAUCAAAAUACAGGACAACCUCAUACAGUAAUAACAAGUGAUUCUGUAUCUAAGCCUGCUGCUUUAAAAGCAGGUGUUGGAUUCUCAUUGAAACAUACUGAUAGUACAGGAAUCAUAGAUAAUGAUGUUCCUUUAGGAUUAAACAACAAAUGUGGUAUCUGUGCUCAUGGUAACGACCAACAUUUGCUCGCUAAAUGUGAUAAAUGUCGUUUGUAUUACCAUUUGGGUUGUCUAAACCCACCGCUAACCAGGAUGCCUAAAAAAACUAAAUUAUUCGGAUGGCAAUGCAGUGAAUGUGACAAUAGCCGUUCAAAUUCUGAGCCAGAAUCUGUUGAUCCGAAUGCUCCUAGAAAAUUAAGAAACGUUAGUAGAGAACAUUCAGUAUCUGAUAGUUUUAGAUCUCCUUCUCUUGUAAAUGACGAAAUUGGCAGCUUAGAUGACCUAAGUAAACCAUCUAGUACUCAAAAAAAGAAGAAGCACCAUGAAAGGCAUAGAGAAAGAUAUUCUCCUGAAAUGAUUACAAAACGAGUUAAAACUCGAAAACGUAAACACAAGCAUCAUAGAGAAAAUAAUAUUGUUCAAGAAAUUGAACCCUUUAAUGAUCCAAUUAGUGAACCGCCCAGACAAGGAAUUAAAUUAUUUAUAAAAUCUGUACCGAGUGCUAGUGGAGUUAAAACAACCUCGUCGCAGUUGCUUAUCGCGCCACCAGUAGAUGAUGUGCUGCAUGUUACUAAGCCCAAACCGGAAAAGAGUGUUGAACCUCUUAGGAUAACUACAACUUCUAAUGAUGUUAAAGUCACCCCAAAAUGUAACAAUUGUAAAACAACUGGAACUAGUGCUACCAUGGUCCAGUGUGACGAGUGCAGUAAAAAUUUCCAUUUUCGUUGUCUUGAUCCACCAGUGAAAAAAUCACCUAAAGUGCGUGGAUACUCGUGGCAUUGUGCGGAAUGUGAUCCAACGGAUAGUGACUCGUCUUAAUCCUAAAACAAAACACCUAUUGUUGGAAAACUCAGUUAAAAUGUGUAGUAUACUCAGUAUUGUAUUAUAUUAUUGGUUUAAUAUCUUUUGGAUCUUCUAUUGUAUAAUUUUUGUAAAGUAAUUUAUAUGUUUUAAAGUGUAUCUGAAACAAUUUUAUAUUUUGCUUUUAUUAUUUUAUUUUAUCGACCAUUAAAUGACAAAUAUGG
Adelges cooleyi (spruce gall adelgid) is the source of this 2939-nucleotide messenger RNA. Its product is annotated as PHD finger protein 14. The transcript is spliced from 19 exons. Bases 259 to 2733 code for a protein of 824 amino acids. NCBI's taxonomy places the organism in Eukaryota, Metazoa, Arthropoda, Insecta, Hemiptera, Adelgidae. The record is from RefSeq and is a predicted model, not a curated record. Gene Ontology annotation, biological process: regulation of transcription by RNA polymerase II.